Molecule: messenger RNA, 587 nt
Organism: Aplysia californica (California sea hare)
Lineage: Eukaryota; Metazoa; Mollusca; Gastropoda; Aplysiida; Aplysiidae
Product: ror
Biological process (GO): protein phosphorylation; multicellular organism development; positive regulation of kinase activity
Cellular component (GO): membrane; signaling receptor complex
Molecular function (GO): transmembrane receptor protein tyrosine kinase activity; protein binding; ATP binding
Source: RefSeq, marked provisional
GUGACUUGUCUUCGGUCGAAGUGAGCUUCAAAUCACAGCCCAUGGUCUAUCUUAUGAUAUAGAUUCCUUAUGCUAAUCAACGAGUGUAAUUCUGUUCUGUAUGACCUGUAAGUAGAUCUAGCAGGAACCUCUCUUCAUAUUUAGUUCACAUCAUCCGUUAACAAUUAUAAUCGGUAUUCGCAAAUAUUACUAUGGGCAUUGCUUAGCGCGCCCAGAGUAUCAACUCAGCCACAAAGUGUUCCUCGCUGAACUGUAGAAUUGUGCACUCACUAUACAUUAUUUCCGAGUAAUUGAAUUGUCAAGUCACAUAUUUCCGACAGCAAACGGUCGUCGAGGUUUGAACCCCAGUCUACAGAGUAGAUGUCCGAGCUACCCUCCUGCCCACGACGCCUCGUUGAUGAGGUGGAUUAGUCUGUUAUUGGAAUAACUGGAUUACUUUCGUGUGUGUAUGUGGUUAUCUCAUCGGUCAGCAAAUAGCGCUGUUUUCUUCAUCAUCGUCAUGUCGUUUUCUGGACGGAUUUUCACUUGGAUUUUAUUUACCUUCUUGACGGCAGGCUAAAACAACAACAACAACAACAACAACCUCA